GCUCUCCCAUCUCUUAAGUUUCUCAGGGUUUUUUCCCAAGCCCAGAGGACCGUAGCUGUGGCCAAGGGACAUCAUCGGUCAUGCUCCAAGCCACUUGGCCUCAGAAGACAGUGACCUUUGAGGAUGUGGCUGUGUUCUUCACCCAGACUCAGUGGGCCAGCCUGGACCCAUCACAGAAGGCCUUGUACAGGGAGGUGAUGCUGGAGAACUAUGCAAAUGUGGCUACCCUGGUAGCACUUCCAUUUCCCAAACCUGUUCUAAUCUCCCAACUGGAGAAAGGAGAAGUGCCAUGGUGCUCAGACCCCGGGGAUAAUGAGAUUUUGAAAGAUAUUUGUCCAGGUAUUGAAUCCUGGCUUAACCGAGAAGAACCAUAUAUAAAGCAGGAAGUCUCUGAAGAAACAGAAUUGCCCAGAAGGCCAGUAAAAGGAGUCUUCAAAAAUAUUUCCCAGCCCCUUGAUGCCAGCAAGGAAACAUGGCAAACCUUCAAUUUCAAUCCAAAUCUGAUAUUUCGAGGUGGAAUGAAAUUCUAUGAAUGUAAAGAAUGUGGGAAAAUCUUCAGAUAUAAUUCGAAACUUAUUCGGCAUCAGAUGAGCCAUACUGGAGAAAAACCCUUCAAAUGUAAGGAAUGUGGCAAAGCUUUCAAAUCCACCUAUGAUUGUAUUAUCCAUGAGAAAAAUCACAUUGGAGAAGGGCCUUAUGAAUGUAAGGAAUGUGGCAAAGGUUUGAGUUCCAACACAGCCUUGACUCAGCACCAAAGGAUCCAUACUGGAGAGAAACCCUAUGAAUGUAAGGAGUGUGGAAAGGCUUUCCGUAGGAGUGCGGCAUACCUGCAGCAUCAGCGGUUACACACUGGGGAAAAACUCUAUAAAUGCAAGGAUUGUUGGAAAACUUUUGGUUGUAGAUCACUUUUUAUUGUUCAUCAAAGGAUUCAUACUGGGGAGAAACCCUACCAGUGUAAAGAGUGUGGCAAAGCAUUCACUCAGAAGAUAGCCUCCAUUCAUCAUCAGAGAGUUCACACCGGAGAGAAGCCUUAUGAGUGUAAGGUGUGUGGGAAAGCUUUCAAAUGGUAUGGGAGUUUUGUUCGGCACCAGAAAGUGCAUCCUGUGGUGAAGAAGCCUGUCAAGGCGCUUGGGCCAUCUCCUGUUAGUCCUCAGUGUCCCACAUCAGCUUUACCUCCAGUUCCUCUCCAGAGACCAUGUUCUACUCCAACUGUGGCCAUGCCUUCCUUGACUUUUCCCCAUGCUGGACUUGUUUCUAACUCUAGGCCUCUGUUCAUGCUGCUGUCUCCAUCUAGAAUAGGCCCUUCGCCUGUACAGGUAGUCCGUGUUUUGCAGGGUGUUGCUCCUACUAUCAAGUCUUCUCCAUUUAUUCUGACCCCUUCUUACCCAUCUUGA
Suncus etruscus (white-toothed pygmy shrew) is the source of this 1394-nucleotide messenger RNA. RefSeq names its product zinc finger protein 621 (gene ZNF621). The transcript has 5 exons. The record is from RefSeq and is a predicted model, not a curated record. Gene Ontology annotation, molecular function: RNA polymerase II cis-regulatory region sequence-specific DNA binding; DNA-binding transcription factor activity. NCBI's taxonomy places the organism in Eukaryota, Metazoa, Chordata, Mammalia, Eulipotyphla, Soricidae. The coding region runs from base 81 to 1394 and encodes 437 amino acids. Gene Ontology annotation, biological process: regulation of transcription by RNA polymerase II.